AUGAAGAUAAAUGUGUACGUUGCGGUGGAAGGUGGUGGCGCUGCACGUCGAAUCUGCUGGUACAUGGGUACAUCGGAUACCCAAGUGGAGAAGGCAAUACGUAUACAGCUGCGUCUGCCACGAGAGACAGAGUUCCUAUUACGAGACGCUGACGGCGACAUGGUGCCGGUGUCCUCGACGUUGCCCAAUGGCCAACACUACACGGUGGUAAUACACGAAGAUGGCUACACCACGAGCAAUGCAAAUACCGCGACUACCAUCAUAUCACCACCAAGUCCCAAGAGGAGGAGGCUAGAGACGGAUGACGACGCUGUUACUCCCCCAUCGCCUGCAUCUCCUCUCGUCGAUCCCGUUUCUGCCAUCACCCCACCUAUUCGUCGUGUGUCUGCACCGCACCGACCAGUUGCGACAAUUAUUGCACAGUUUGUCGAUACCUUCACUCGCCCCAUUGCCAACGAGGACAAUAUGAACUUCAUACCGAACGCUGGUCCCUUCGCACUGUACGAGCUGUACUGCAAGGUGGUGCUAGAUAAAAAAUUUCAUCCAAAACGUGAAGACGUUUUCUACAAGAUGACAUCUUUGCAUUGCAAAGUAGAUCGUCAGCGUGUAAACCGGUAUUACCAGUGUCCAGUGGAGAAUGGACAAGGCACGAUGUAUGUGCAAUUCAAACCACAGGGUAAAGGGGUAUUACUACGGAGAUACCGCAAAUUGGGACAUGCGGAGGAGCUGGAAGACGUGGUGAAGGCGGCACCGUUCGUCUUGUGGCUUGGACUAGAUCCGAAUGAAGUGGUGGCCUUAUACACGCGCUUCCUGGAAGGUUUCGUGCCGAUUACCAAAAGAACGUUUCGAUAG
Phytophthora infestans T30-4 is the source of this 852-nucleotide messenger RNA. RefSeq lists its product as uncharacterized. The coding region runs from base 1 to 852 and encodes 283 amino acids. The transcript has 3 exons. The record is from RefSeq and is a predicted model, not a curated record. NCBI's taxonomy places the organism in Eukaryota, Oomycota, Peronosporomycetes, Peronosporales, Peronosporaceae.